GAAUUAGUAAUUGGCCAAAUCAGAGUUUUACAUCAAAGAUUCUCUACUAUUCGACCAAAGGAAUUGUGUACUAGAUCAAUGGUCAAAGAACGAUUCAACAAAAAGCAAGCGUAGACUUGAGCGUACCGGAUAAAUAUUACUGCAGCCUGUCAUUUUCACGUACAUUUGCUUCCCUCCUCAGUCCUUACUGACAGACUCACACUCCUUUUGUGAGUCGCUGGUUCACUGCUCUCGAAGCGGGACUGCCGAUAAUAAUCGCCGGUGGACGAUCUCCGCGCGAGCCUCGUCGUCAUACUCUUCUCUGUUUCCUUCGUGGUGAUCAUCGCUGCCUGACCGAGUCUACCUAGCACGGGAAUCUUCACAUUUUCAGGAAUAUGGCUACAUUGCCUAUUUUCUGCAUUUGCUAUACUUGAGUGGUUAUUCAAUUUCUGGAUUGGAAGCUUUGAUCAGCCACAGAUAUUUUGAUUUAGUCGCUUGGAAGAUGAGUUCUAGGGGAAAGGGUGGGAAGUCUCUUGCUUCUGGUACAAGUUCCACUCCAUCAAACAAGGGGAAGUCACCACAAACAUCCAAUCCCCAGUUUGAGCAAUUGAAUCAAGGUGUAGCAGAUAUUAAACUUGAUUCUCCAGAAGGUGAUGGUGACUGGGAGGUCUACUCAAAGAAGUCUAACAAGAACAAGGCAGGAAGCAGAGCAGCGAAUUCUUGGGGUACGCAAAAUUCUAACUCACAAUCUUGGGGGCAGAGAGAUGGGGGACAGCGAAAUAAUGGUGGAUCAAGAAGGGCGACGGGCAAUGCUCGGCCAAAUCAAGCAGUUGAGUCUUCAAGACCAACUGGCAGAGGAAAUGGAAAGUAUCAAGCGUCCAAUCAGAGCUUGGAGAAUUAUUGGGCUCCUCCACAAGCUGCUGUUCCCCCUCCGCUGGCGCAUGGUUGGAAUUGGCAAUCAAGGCCUGGCACAGUGAAAGAGUUGGAAGCGACACCAGAAAAGGAGCAGGAUGAUGCCAAUGAGCCAGCUGGUGUCGAUGAAGAAGAUGAAGACGACGACGGGGUGUUAGAUGAUAGUGAUGAUGAGCUUCUUAGUGAUGAUUAUGAUUCUGAUGUUAGUCAGAAGAGCUUUGAGACCCGUAAAAAGAGCCGCUGGUUUAAGAAGUUUUUUGAUAGUUUGGACAGCCUUAGACUAGAGGAGAUUGCUGAACCAGAAAGACAGUGGCACUGUCCAGCAUGCCAAGGUGGUCCAGGUUCAAUUGACUGGUUCAAAGGUCUGCAGCCCUUGAUGGCUCAUGCCAGAACAAAAGGAGCGAAACGAGUAAAGCUACACAGGGAGCUUGCUGAACUUCUGGAUGAGGAGUUGUCCAGGAGGGGAACUUCUGUUAUUCCUGCUGGUGAAGUUUUUGGCAAAUGGAAAGGGUUGAAGGAGGAAGAGAAAGACUACGAAAUAGUCUGGCCUCCUAUGGUUAUCAUUAUGAACACAAGGCUUGAUAAGGAUGACAAUGAAAAGUGGCUUGGCAUGGGCAACCAAGAGCUUCUUGAUUAUUUCAGAUCAUAUGCGGCUGUGAGGGCCAGGCAUUCUUAUGGGCCACAGGGUCACCGUGGCAUGAGUCUCCUCAUCUUCGAGGGCUCUUCAAGGGGUUAUUUUGAAGCGGCACGUUUGGACAGGCAUUUUGCAGACCAGGGAACAGAUAGGAACGCAUGGAAUAAUCAAAGGAGAAACUUGUUUUAUCCUGGUGGCAAGAGGCAGCUGUAUGGUUUCAUGGCAACAAAGGAAGAUAUGGACAUCUUCAAUCAGCAUUCUCAGGGUAAGGCAAAGUUGAAGUACGAGAUGAGGUCAUACAACGAGGCGGUGGUGCGAGACUAUAACCAAGUCUGCAAUGAUAAUGAGCAGCUUACAUUUUACAAGAGUAAAGUUAUAAAAGAACAGAGGAAUUCCAGAGCUCUUGCAGAAUCUCUUGGCACUGUCAGUGAGAAGCUGAGGAAGACAAUGGAGGAAAACCGCAUUGUAAGACAAAGAACCCAGAUAUAUCAUGAACAGAACAAAGAAGAGUUGGAUUUCCAAGAAGAAUUCUUCAAGGAUCAACUCAGAAUUAUCCAUGAAGAAAGGAAGGCAAAGGAAGAUGACUUUGAGAAUCGACAGCAGGAGGAGCGCAAGAAGGUGAAAGACCAGAGUUCAUAUGGGAAGGAGGAAUACAGAAGCAGGGUGGACGAGAUCUCAAAGUUCAUCCAGCUUCAGGAGAAAGAGAUGGAGGAGUUUGUGGAGGAGAGGGAGAAGCUGGUGAAACUACACGAGGACCGAAUCGCUGAUAUGAGGCGCAGACACUGGAAGGAAGAGGUUGAUCUGGAGAGAGACUUUGAUUCCCAGCUGGCCAAUCUGAUGAAAAAGUACAGCCCAGAAGUGAACGCCCAAGCAUGAGAUAUGAGUGUCCCACAAGUUGGAGUGACUUAGCUGUUAGUAGUAACUAGUUAAGUAGUAAAAUCCCAGCUAGGACCUCAGGUAUGUGGACGGAAGUAGUGGCUGCUUCAUUACAUUGCUUUUCUUUAGGGGAGAGCGAGGUAAUGUGCAUGUUUUGAUGAACGGGUAAAACUACGACGAACUCGUGUUAUCUGCGGCCUGAGGCUUGAAGGAAGUAGACAUAGUUAUGUUACCGGUUUGGUUCUCUCUCUGUGAUCGCUGCAAUUUGUUUUUAGCCAAUACCGCCAGCUGAUUGAUGGGAUCAAUUCGCGCCUUUUCUUUACGAGAGCAUUGUUCCCAUAGGUUAUUAAGAACAGUUAUUGAAACGAUGGAAUUUGAGGAAAAGGGAAGAGCACGACUGUCGUC
Molecule: messenger RNA, 2806 nt
Organism: Linum tenue
Lineage: Eukaryota; Viridiplantae; Streptophyta; Magnoliopsida; Malpighiales; Linaceae
Source: the annotation of a GenBank genome assembly